CUUUUUCAAGGGUUCUGACGUAAUCGAGCACGUUCGAUCGCUGGCCGAGCAAUAACAACUCUCACUGAAUCAGCAGUACCGAAACUGUUUGAUUUCCCGUCAAAAAAACGAUGAAAUGUAUGACUAAUAACAGGUUAAUAGUUUAGAAAUGGAUGCAGACAUGUUAUACAUCAUUAAAUCGUCAGUGAAAUUUGGCUAGUGAUGGUUGGGUAUAAACCACACAAGGAGAGUCAACUAACCCCGCUGGACCAUGGCCUGGCGGGGGCGUUUAGUGGAGCGGCAACCAGGGCGAUCAUUCAACCGUUAGACGUCCUCAAGAUUCGAUUCCAGUUGCAAGUUGAACCGCUGGAGGGACUGUCGUCCAAGUCUAAGUACACAGGUAUCUCGCAGGCUUGGAGAACCAUCUAUCGAGAGGAAGGAGCGUAUGCAUUCUGGAAAGGACACGCCCCCGCCCAGCUGCUCUCGGUUAUGUUCGGGAUCGUUCAGUUUACAACAUUUGAGUAUUUAACAGCAGCCGGCCACCCCUUCCUAUCCAAGGACCUGACUACGGGUCUAGGGAAACCCUUCUUUCACUUCAUGUGCGGGGGUUUAGCGGGCAGUUUAUCAACUGUAGUUUGUCAACCCAUCGACAUUGUAAGGACCAGGUUUAUUGCACAAGGGGAACCCAAGUUAUACAACACCAGUCUAGAAGCAGUGCGCUUAAUGUACAGGGAAGCCGGUGUGCGUACGUUCUUCAGAGGUCUAGUCCCUACCAUGAUACAAGUCUUCCCUUUAGCUGGUUUCCAGUUUGGCUUCUAUGCACUCUUCAAGCAUGUAUGGGAGUUUUUCCUACCUGUACACGUAGACGCUAGUGUCCAUGAAACAACUGCCGUGAAGUCAUUUACAUGCGGCGCCUUCUCCGGGAUCUGUGCCAAAACAGUAGGAUACCCGCUAGACCUUCUCAAGAAACGUCUUCAGGUUCAAGGUUUCGAGGAGGCGAGGAAGUCCUUUGGCAAGGUGCGGCGUUACAACAGCAUGCUGCACUGCAUCUCUUGCAUCGUCAAGGAGGAAGGGCUCGGGGGGCUCUACAAGGGUCUGUCCCCCAGCACCCUCAAAGCUUUUGGGACGGUUGGGUUUAUGUUUUGCUUCUACGAGAAAGCCUGCCACGUCUUAGAGACGAGGCACUCCUAAUAAUCAGCAUUGUUCUUUACGAAAGUGCAAUUCUUUAUUUGUUUUUGUAGAUUUGCCAUCCAAGAUGGACAAAAUUUACCUCGGUAAUGUGGAAUUCUGCGAAUGAAACAUGAGAACUGCAAGGACCUCCAGUCUCAAAUGGUGCAGGGAAAAAAGAAAGCAAAUUCACAUCA
Asterias rubens (European starfish) is the source of this 1343-nucleotide messenger RNA. RefSeq names its product mitochondrial thiamine pyrophosphate carrier-like. Gene Ontology annotation, cellular component: mitochondrial inner membrane. The transcript is spliced from 6 exons. The coding region runs from base 202 to 1170 and encodes 322 amino acids. Gene Ontology annotation, biological process: thiamine pyrophosphate transmembrane transport. The record is from RefSeq and is a predicted model, not a curated record. Gene Ontology annotation, molecular function: thiamine transmembrane transporter activity. NCBI's taxonomy places the organism in Eukaryota, Metazoa, Echinodermata, Asteroidea, Forcipulatida, Asteriidae.